This is a messenger RNA of Ostrinia furnacalis (Asian corn borer), 2165 nucleotides long. RefSeq names its product acetylcholine receptor subunit alpha-like. Gene Ontology annotation, molecular function: transmembrane signaling receptor activity; extracellular ligand-gated monoatomic ion channel activity. The transcript is spliced from 2 exons. Gene Ontology annotation, cellular component: membrane. The record is from RefSeq and is a predicted model, not a curated record. Bases 123 to 323 code for a protein of 66 amino acids. NCBI's taxonomy places the organism in Eukaryota, Metazoa, Arthropoda, Insecta, Lepidoptera, Crambidae. Gene Ontology annotation, biological process: monoatomic ion transmembrane transport.
GAACACGACAAACAGCAGUCGUGAAGCGAUUCGCUCUAGGUGCAAGGCGGCGUGUAAUAUGCGUUAACAUUGCAGUGCCGACGGCAACUUCGAGCGCCGACGGCAACUACGAGGUGACGCUGAUGACGAAGGCCACUGUCUACUACAACGGCAUGGUGGUGUGGCAGCCGCCUGCCGUCUAUAAGUCCUCGUGCUCGAUCGACGUCGAGUUCUUUCCUUACGACGUCCAAACCUGUGUGCUUAAGUUAGGCAGCUGGACGUAUGACGGCUUCAAGGUGACGCCCCGCUGUACGCUGCUUGGCGGCGCGCGGGCCGUAGCGUAGGGCCCGCCGCCCUGGCCGAUGUCCAUGCAAUAGCUUGUUGGCUCGAACGUAAAUCGUCGUGUAAUUAUUAUAUUACUUUCUGUCCAUGUGGUAUGUUCUCACUUUUACAUAUUGACUGUACGACGGUGCUAGCGCAGAGGCGGAGAGCGCGCGUCCCGUGCCGCCGCCCGCUCCUCGCCCGCUGCUCCUUUAGCUCUGACAUGUUGCAAGUUUACAUUUCUAUUGGUGAUGUUUAUGUGGAGUAGCGGUAUGUCGACGUGCGUGACCACGAAUGCUCCAGAAUAUCCUCGGUCGAUUCCACUUAGCUCAAUCGGCCUUCCUCGCUCGACAAGGAAAGGUAUAAAAUUUUAACUGCCAGGUGAUAUGGGAUGCAAACUUCACUCAAUCCGUUCCCAUCCGACACCUCCCGCUCCGUUUGAUCUUUCCGCGCCCGGCAAAUAAUAUGAAACAGCACUAACUCUCAAUAUCAGACGAUUGCCGUUUAAAGUAAUGAUCAGUGUUCCUAGAACCGCGUCAAGGGGCGGAACGGCGUCAAUCGGGGCUUUCACACCUUCCCUUAGCUGGCUCCGCUCGCGCCACACACUAACACAAAUACACUUCCACAUAUAAGCUUGUUGCAUGUUUCCUUUACGGUCGAUGUACACUCAACCCACCGCAUGACUCUGGCUUGACUCCGAACCACUUGCAUUCCCGAUCACGGCGGCCGCUCGCCGCAAAAUGCGGCCGGGGCUUUUACACAGCUUCACACGAUACCUGACACGCGAACAAGUAAAGCACAGCACGUGAAAUGAUCAGAGAUAAAGCUCACACUUGUGGCUCUUCACGUUCGAGCAUUACUAUCUUCAUAAAGCAUAUUUUAUACCUUUCCCUUUCAUAAAGAAUUCGGUGUCGCUGGUCGUUCAUUGCAUGUUUAUCAUUACAAAUAAAAAGACGCAAUUCUACUCAAAAUUAGACACGGAGUCCAAAAAUACAAGACAUGCUAGAUGUGAAGUAGUAAAAGCGCGUCACCAGUCGAAUCAAGACGAUGAUAAUUCUCGUUUCGGCUGAUGAUGCGUUGUGUGCAUGCUAUUACAACACUUGAGCAAAACUUGUACCUGAUUCCAAAACUACUUAUUGUUUCUCUAUAAUCUGCUUAACGAUUGCGAGUAGUUGUGCAUCGAAGCGUGUUGGGAUCAGGCGCUCGUUGGGGCCGCGCGCGACACACACACGCGGCGGAGCCGGCGCCUCCGCCCUCCUCUUCAAGUGCUUGACUGCUUGCCCCCGGCGUGCCUCGAAGUCUACGCUGUAGGCGAGAGGUACGUCACCUCGCAUAGCAGUCAAGAAACUUGAACUCGGAGACCUCUUUCCUCGAUUCUCGCGGAAAUUCCACGACCUUUCAUUACUUCUCGGUGUUUUCUGUGUUUACGCGUUGUGAUUUUAUGGCAUGAUCCGGGAUAUUGUUGUUGUCUCCCUUGAUGAUUUAUUGUUGCGGUUGAUCGGUUUUUUGUCCCAGAUUAAAAACUCUUUCAAACCAGGUACAUCUACUUGGCACACUCUGUGGUAUGGUUUAGUGGCAUCCGCUCCGAAGGACACCUUUACUGUUUCAUGAAUUGCUCGAAAGUUAGUCAUCUAGCUGCAUUAUUGUUUAAAGUGAGUCUGUUUUGGGUGAUAAUUCAAUGGCAUUGUACUUAGAAUAAACUAAUUUAUCGACUUCACAUUGUGUGACAGGGUGCAUGUAUCGGAUAAAACGGUAACUAAAUAAGAUUCUGAUUAAACCUUAAAUUGCCUUGAUGAUUAAACUUAAUAAUCAUAAAUAAUAUCAACUAAUACGCUAAAGCAAAAAUGGGUGAUUGGAAUUACGAG